Molecule: messenger RNA, 1940 nt
Organism: Stylophora pistillata
Lineage: Eukaryota; Metazoa; Cnidaria; Anthozoa; Scleractinia; Pocilloporidae
Product: FAS-associated factor 2
Biological process (GO): ERAD pathway
Cellular component (GO): endoplasmic reticulum
Molecular function (GO): ubiquitin binding
Source: RefSeq, a predicted model, not a curated record
GCAAGAUGGCGGAAGGAGACAGUAACUACGCUUCGCAAACGGAGAUUUUGGCCCAGUUUCAGGAUAUAACUGGUUAUGACGAUAUUGAAAAGUGUAGAACUGUUCUCGAGCAACAUAACUGGGAUAUCGAGACAGCAGUACAAGAUACACUGAAUGAAGCAGAAGGUGCCCAGCCAGUGUUUCACCCACCGCAAAAUUCAUUUGAAACUAGUGAUGAAGAUGAAGUGGAUAAUAAUGUAAAUGGAAUAGCAGUAACACAAAACCAAGUCCCAACAACUGCAACAUCCACCGCAACAACAGCAGCAGCUGCACGAACAACAACAACAACAGUAGCUCAGAGACCAAAUGAGGGAUGGCUUGUUUGGUUUUUGUCUAUUCCACUGCUUCCUUUCAGAUUUGGUACCAGUAUUGUUAGAGAUCUUGUAGGAUUUAUUGUGAGACUUGUAUGGCCCAGAGCAUUUGAAGCUGAAACUACCCCAUUAGAGGAUGUUCUUAGGUUCAAAACAGAAUUUGAAGCAGAGUAUGGAACAGUGCAUCCAACAUUUUAUCAAGGAAGCUAUAGUCAGGCAUUGAAUGAUGCAAAGAGAGAGUUACGCUUUCUACUAGUUUAUCUGCAUAGUUCAGAACAUGAGGACACCAAAGAAUUUUGUAGGUCAACUAUGACAAAUGAUGGAUUUAGGGAAUAUGUGAAUGGAAACAUGUUAUUCUGGGGAGCAAAUGUGAAAUCUCAAGAAGGUUAUAAAGUCUCACGUGCUCUUCGUGAAACCACAUAUCCUUUUCUGGCCCUAAUUUGUCUCCGAGAUAACAGAAUGACGGUUGUUGGGCGAAUGGAAGGGCUGAUGAAUGUUGAUGGGUAUGUUUCACUUCUUGCUCGAUUGAUAGAGGAUAAUGAACCAGCUUUGGUUGCAGCACGAGUUGACAGACAAGAACGCACUCAAGCUCAACAGCUACGCGACGAGCAAGACGAAGCGUACUAUGAAUCCGUUAGAGCUGACCAGGAGAAAGAGAGAAAAAAGCGAGAAGAGGAAGACAAAAAACGACAAGAAGAAGAAAAUAAACGCAAGAAGGAAGAAGCACGACAAAACAGAGCAGAGUCCAUAGCACGGGAGCGUGUUGAUAGAAAACUGAGAGUUCCCGAAGAACCGGAAAGUUCCCACCCUGAUGCUAUCCGCGUGGUAAUGAAACUGUCCAAUGGUAAACGACUGGAGAGGAGGUUUUUGAAGUCGCAUCCCUUGCAGGCGUUGUACGAUUUUGUAUUUUGUGAUGAAGAGUCCCCGGCAGAAUUCGUCUUGGUGUCAAAUUUUCCACGUAAAGUGUAUGCGCUCGACUCGUCAAGCGAAGAUCAAACACUUGAAGAUGCUGGCAUCGAGACAAAUGCAAUGCUGUUUGUGCAAAAUGUAGAAGAUGAAAGUGAUAGCGAUUGAAAACUGUUGGUGAAAAAAAAAUGUUGCCGCACGGGUUUGAAAGGCAUUUUAACUACUUGCAGUGUGUUGGACACUUGAAUAUCUGGAACGCAAGGGGAGCGAUUGAUUUAAAAAAAGUUAAGAGAACGAGAAUAAAAAAAGAAAAACAAACAACAAUUAUUUUUAAGAACCGGAUAGAACGCCAAGCGGAAGAGGUUAUUGACUACACAAGACACAAGACACAAGAUCGGUACCACACGGUAAUGCGCCCGGACUAAGGAUGUUCCAUUUACUAGGUCGCUUAAAGAUUUCAAGGACAGGAGUAUCCAACGAAAACAGUAUGCCCCAGGGAAUGGAAUCCCACGGAACUGGAGUGAUUGGUUCGUAAAGGCAUUUCAAUACAACUGUGUAUUUCGUGUUCAGCGUGAGAGCCUUAUACUUGAUUUAUUUGUGUUAACUUAUUUUAUAUCUAUUUGAACUGAACUGCAUUAUUUGGGGAAUUUUAUCACGAAUAAAGCUAGCUUUUAUGGUCUUAAA